This is a messenger RNA of Ictalurus punctatus (channel catfish), 3192 nucleotides long. It is a transcript of the gene coro2aa, whose product is annotated as coronin 2Aa. The record is from RefSeq and is a predicted model, not a curated record. Gene Ontology annotation, biological process: actin filament organization. Bases 365 to 1936 code for a protein of 523 amino acids. Gene Ontology annotation, molecular function: actin filament binding. Lineage: Eukaryota; Metazoa; Chordata; Actinopteri; Siluriformes; Ictaluridae. The transcript is spliced from 12 exons.
CGAAACAAGGCGUGUAUAGCCGGUUGUAGAGACACGGCGCGCGCUCAGGUUUCUCCGCCUCCGUCUGCAGGUAUCAUCAUCUUCAUCAUCUUCAUCAGUCCCGCAGCGCUGGAUUUUAUCUCUCUUAUUUAUCCGCUGUGUGUUUUGUCCUGACUGCACCUCUUACACACACACACACACACACACACACACACACACACACACACACACACACACACACUCACUCCCUCUCUCCCCCCACCGAGGCUGUUUCAUGAGCGCUAGAGGAGACACACCGCUGCGGAAACGUGUGAGAGAACCUCUGAGAGAACCCAGAAGAUCCUGAUCCUCUCACCUGAGCUCCCGGCGCACGAGCCUCACAAAGAUGACAUGGCGUCCUCAGUACCGCAGCUCAAAGUUCCGUCAUGUGUUCGGUAAAGCCGCCACUAAGGAGAACUGCUACGAUGGAGUGCCAAUCACCUGCAGUGUCCAUGACAACCAGCUCUGCGCCGUCAACCCGCGAUUCCUCGCCGUCAUCACAGAGUGUGCAGGGGGCGGAGCUUUCCUCGUCCUCUCCAUCAGUCAUACAGGGAAAGUGGACCCCCAUCACCCAAGGAUCUCUGGUCACAGAGGGAACGUUCUGGACGUCAAGUGGAAUCCGUUCAACGAUUUCUGCAUAGCUUCCUGUUCAGAGGACGCGACGGUGAAAGUGUGGGACAUUCCUAAACAUGGUGUUUUGAAGAACAUCACAAUUCCAUGGAAGGAGCUUCAGGGUCACUCACGCCGAGUCGGACUCAUCGAGUGGCAUCCAACCGCCAGUAACAUCCUGUUCAGUACAGGCUAUGACUACCGGGUGAUGGUGUGGAACCUGAACUCACCUGAGCAGGUGAUUAAGAACCCGGUGCGUUCCAUCAGCAUUCACACAGAUGUGGUUCUCUCCAUGUCCUUUAACACAGACGGCAGUCGCUUAGCCACCUCAUGUAAAGACAAGAAGAUCCGCAUCAUCGACCCGCGCACAGGAACACUGCUGCAGGAGACCAGCACAAAGAUACACAGAGCCAGUAAAGUGAUGUUUCUGGGGAAUCUGAAGAUGCUGCUGUCGACGGGGAACUCUCGCUGGAACCAUCGGCAGAUUGCCCUGUGGGAUCAGGAGGACCUCUCCCAGCCAUCGUUUCAGGAAGACCUGGAUGGCUCCUCGGGUGUGUUGUUCCCUUUUUACGACCCUGACACACACAUGCUUUACAUAGCUGGCAAAGGAGAUGGAAAUAUCCGAUAUUACGAAAUCAGCUCGGAGAAACCGUAUGUGCACUACCUGACUGAAUAUCGCUCUCUCCUCCCACAGAAAGGAAUGGGUGUGAUGCCGAAGCGAGGGCUGGAUGUUUGCUCUUGUGAGGUUUUCAGGUUUUACAGACUGGUGACCACAAAGAGUCUCAUCGAGCCACUGUCCAUGAUCGUCCCACGCAGGUCUGAAUCCUAUCAGGAGGAUAUUUACCCGAUGACAGCUGGGAAGGAAGCAGCCAUGACAGCGGAGGAGUGGCUGAGUGGCAUGGACAAAGGGCCAGUGCUGGUGUCCCUGAAGCCGGGCGUGGCCACUAAGGUGGAGCUGGAUGAGGAUGAGGAACCGGUGAAAGCUCCAAGUGUUCAAUUAGACACCCGACGGUCUCAGAGUCGACCUGGUCUUCAGCAGCUUACCUUCGCUGAACGCCAGAGGAACAUGGAUGAGGAAAGACAGGAAGUGAAGAAAGAGGACAGGAAAGAACAGAACUUCUCUGAGACCAUUGCUAAUGGACAGCGAGACAUCACACUCUGCUCACCGCCUAAAACUGAAAACGAGCUCUUGCAGCUAUAUUAUAAGCAACAGGAGGAGAUCCGGCGGCUCCGUGAGCUUCUCGGUCAGAGAGAUGUUCGGAUAAAGCAGCUCGAGCUCGAGAUAAAAAAUGUCAGGAACUCCCGCUGAGGAGGGGGAUACACACACACACACACACACACACACACACACACACACACACACACACACAGAGGACCUCAAGCUGCCUAAACCUGCUUUAAUCAUGGAACACUGCGUCACUUUUGUACAGCUUUGUGCGUAAAUGUGGCUUCAUUUAGUUUCGCUUUGUUUUGUUUUUUUUACGCCUCACAGCUAUGCAAGGUUAUUUUUAAUCAUUUUUAUUUUGAAAAAAAGGAAUGAUGUGCCUGUCUUAGAUAAUGCGUUCAGGUGUUUUAUGUCUGCGAGCGUGUGUGUGUGUGUGUGUGUGUGUGUGUGUGUGUGUGUGUGUGUGUGUGUGUGUGUGUGUGUGUGUGUAUUAAUCUCCAGGUAAGACAUGAUGAUGAUGAUGAUACACUGUAUGAAUGUGUGUGUGAGUGAAAGUGCUGUAUGAUAAAGUUACGGGUAUCUCACAGCGACACGCUUUACUUCUCUCUUAUUUAUUUUCUUGUGUUCCGCUUUGUGUAUUAACUCUUCUUUUGUUUUUUUUUAAAAGCCAGUGACCAAAAAAAGAGCAAAAGAUAAUUAAGAAGCCUGGAACUGUAGCUGAAGAUGUGAUGAUUGUUGUGAAAGAGCAGCGCAGGGUUUAGGAUGGUCUUCUCACAGCGCUGAGCUGCGCUCGCUCUUUCUCAAACUUGCUUUAAUUCAACACACUGCCGUUUUAGAAAAGAAUCUAAUAAAAUAAUAUAUGUAAAAUAUUUUAAACCAUGACCAACACUUCCAGUAUACAUGUCCGUGAUCCUGCAAUAAUGUUUUAAUAAUUCUAUUAAUAAUGUUAUGUUUUCACGUGUUUUUCACGUGUUUUCACGUGCUCUGAUGGUUAUAUUACACUGGAUUCUGUUUUUAAAACAUCACUUUUCUCUUAACUGGAUUUUGUUUUACUACACAUUUACUUAUUUUUAUUUUUAUUAGCUCCAUUAAUAUUUGUAUCCAUUUUUAGUUCACUGUUUGGAUAUGAAUAAGAAUUUAGACUGGAUUUAUGGCUUGUGUAUAACGAGGGAACACACGUUUACGAUUUCUUUUCUUAAGUAAUUUUCAGUUUAUCACCAUGUUUCCCACAACUGCGAGAGAGAUUCACUUUAAACUCUCUCUCUCUCUCUCUCUCUCUCUCUCUCUCUCUCUCUCUCUCUCUCUCUCUCUCUCUCUCUCUCAGGUUACUGUAUCACCUGUUUUAUUAGCACAUCUUCACUCUGGUCUAAAGUUUAUUAAUAACAGCUUUAUAAGAACAA